AUGUCGUUAGCUAGCAUAAAUUCUUUACCUGGCAAUGGACCAGAGAAUGCAACACAAAAGAAGAGAAGAGAGAGUAGUGUGCCUCUACCAACAUUGUCUAUAGAAUUUGAAGGAGGAACACAUGUGAUUAUACGUCCUAAUAGAGUCAUUCGUGGCAAAGUUAUACUUUUUAAUACGGAAACAAUUCAUGUAACAAGAAUAAGAGUCAAGUUUCGUGCUGAAGAAAUCGCUACAGUCAAAGUAGACGAGGGAGCUAGCACGGAUAGUAAAGGAGAAUGGAUUCAUCAGAUGAUCACGUCCUUCUUUGAUACAGACUGGAGAAUCUUUGGUCAAGAAGCUACACCUUAUUCUCAAUGUGGUUGGGAGGAUAUCGAACCUGGGCGUCAUGAAUAUCCUUUUGCGCUCAAGUUUCCAAAUGUAAAUUAUCCACCUUCCAUAGACGAGCCUGCUGGAUUCAGCAUUCGCUAUGUUUGGUCUGCUCAAGCAGAUGGGCCUGCUCUUCAAUCUGGAUUAAAGAGUAAAGAGUAUAUCACACCUUAUAGACCAAUUAUAGUUUCUAUACCAGAUAAAGAAUGGGUUUACAAGACGACGAUUCUUAAAGAAAAAAAGGCUCUUGUUGAAGUACAAGCCAAGUUGGAUAAGCAAGCUUACUGCCCAGAUGAAGCCUUUCAAAUGCAACUCAACAUGACCAUGCUUCAAUCUGACUCUAGAAUCUCCGGCCUGACUUACAAGCUUCGUAAACAUCACGAAGGAAAGAUGCUUGUGCAGCAAGGAACAGCAUUUAGGGAGCAGAUACGUAUUGUUCUUACAGACCAAGUACACAUACAGCCCAAUAAGGCUAUAUCUCUACCCAUCCAGUUUGAUAUCCCUACACGUCUCGUCUCGCCCUCCUUUACCUCACGACACACUCGUGUUCAUUAUGAUCUACUGAUCACAGUCGCUGUUGAACAACAAGGUCAUCUGUUCAAAUCAAACUACCUUACAGAAUUUUCCAUUCCUAUCGCCAUAGCCAAUUUACCCAACGAUCAACUUUUGCGCAUACCCCAACUGACGGCCAUCAAGGAUUACCGUCAAUCAAAAGAAUGCCCGCUAUUUUUUGAUCCGCAGUUGGAAGAGCCACCUCUUCCUCAAGGUGUGCCCAGCGAACUCAUCGGACCACUCACGGCUGCCCUGAUGAAUAACACAAAUGGCGAUGAUCAGCCACCGAGUUAUUUCAGUCUACCUGAACUUCCACCUCAGUUUGAGAUACGAAAGGAACGACAUGAAAAGACCGUCUUUCUGACACGACAGGCACGAGGAGCUCCUGGAAGUGGAGAGUUGAUUGAGGCAACAGUCAUUCCGGGUUUAUUUGAUGAAGAGUGGUGA
Rhizopus microsporus ATCC 52813 is the source of this 1365-nucleotide messenger RNA. RefSeq lists its product as uncharacterized. Gene Ontology annotation, cellular component: cytoplasm. Gene Ontology annotation, biological process: protein transport. Bases 1 to 1365 code for a protein of 454 amino acids. The transcript is spliced from 7 exons. Lineage: Eukaryota; Fungi; Mucoromycota; Mucoromycetes; Mucorales; Rhizopodaceae. The record is from RefSeq and is a predicted model, not a curated record.